CCCCUUCCCUCAGGCUCGCCUGGGACAGGCUUCUCGUGAUUCGCGAUUGGCUCUCACGGGCGGACCUUUGUCCAUCCGCGGGACCGCGAGAGGCCCAGGCCAGGCUCGGGGCUGCGGGGCGGGAGGCGGCCGGGUGGGGGACAAGCCGGAGACCACAGGGGAGACAGGCAGGCCAGGGCAAGGGGACUGAGACACAGGCGGGAGCCAGGGACCGAGACGCGAACGGGGUGAAGAAACCGACACUCGGGCCAAGCCACCCUGCCAAAGGAGGCAGAGCCAGAACUCACACCCAGAUCCAGAGAGGACAGGAAAAUGGCCACCUGGGAUGAAAAGGCUGGCUCCCGCAGGGCCAAAGUGGCUCCGGCAGAGAGGAUGAGCAAGUUCUUGAAGCAUUUCACUGUCGUUGGGGACGAUUACCAUGCCUGGAACAUCAACUACAAGAAAUGGGAGAAUGAGGAGGAUGAGGAGGACGAGGAGGAACAGCCGCCACCAACACCUGCCUCCGGUGAGGAGGGCAGAGCUGCCGACCCGGCUGCGGCCCCUGUCCCUGCGCCCAGGCCCCCCCUAGACUUCAGGACCACAUUGAGGAAGCUGUUCAGCUCCCACAGGUUUCAGGUUAUCAUCAUUUGCCUGGUCAUUCUGGAUGCCCUCCUGGUGCUCGCUGAGCUCAUUCUGGACCUGAAGAUCAUCAAGGCUGACAAGAACGCCGUCAAGGUGUUUCACUGCAUGAGCAUUGCCAUCUUGACCUUCUUUAUGAUGGAGAUUUUUCUAAAAUUAUAUGUCUUCCGCUUGGAGUUCUUUCACCACAAGUUUGAAAUCCUGGACACCAUCGUGGUGGUGAUUUCCUUUAUCCUUGACAUCGUCCUCCUGUUCCAUGAGCACCAGUUUGAGGCUCUUGGCCUACUGAUUCUGCUCCGGCUGUGGCGGGUGGCCCGGAUCAUCAACGGAAUAAUUAUCUCCGUUAAGACACGUUCAGAACGGCAACUACUGAGGUUAAAACAGAUGAAUAUACAGUUGGCCGCCAAGAUCCAACACCUUGAAUUCAGCUGCUCUGAGAAGGAACAAGAAAUUGAAAGACUUAACAAGCUCUUGAGACAGCACGGACUUCUUGGUGAGGUCAACUAGAUGCGCACCUGCUCCACCCCAAAGAGAAGACCCUGCUUCCACGGGCUUGUGUCUCUGAGAGAAAGACAGCUGCCUCUCCUGGGCCCGUUUCGGGGAGAGGUUUGGUUCGAUGCCUUUGCCUCACCUCCACCCAGCUUGGAUUCCGGGGUGGGCAGGUGGUAGGGGGAGGGGGGAAGGCGGGGGAAAGGCUUGCCCUUCCUUUCUUGGCGUGACCAAGAGCUUCCCAUCCCGUCCUCACUCCACGUCACCAUGUAUCAUAAACUAUAUUCUCUCAUGUUGACACUUUUGCUUGAAAAUGAACGAAGCUGGACAACUACUAGUUGUAUAUAAAAUUUUAUCUCAUCAGUG
Messenger RNA from Puma concolor (puma), 1473 nucleotides. RefSeq names its product hydrogen voltage gated channel 1 (gene HVCN1). NCBI's taxonomy places the organism in Eukaryota, Metazoa, Chordata, Mammalia, Carnivora, Felidae. The record is from RefSeq and is a predicted model, not a curated record. Gene Ontology annotation, cellular component: plasma membrane. Gene Ontology annotation, molecular function: voltage-gated proton channel activity. Gene Ontology annotation, biological process: proton transmembrane transport.